This is a messenger RNA of Brachypodium distachyon (stiff brome), 4564 nucleotides long. RefSeq lists its product as uncharacterized. Lineage: Eukaryota; Viridiplantae; Streptophyta; Magnoliopsida; Poales; Poaceae. The transcript has 29 exons. The record is from RefSeq and is a predicted model, not a curated record. Bases 168 to 3119 code for a protein of 983 amino acids.
GCCCUCCCCCUAUUCUUCCGGGUUUUUUUUUCUUUCUCUCAGCUACUUUCUCUGUGCAGUCCGCCGCCCUUGCAGACUCGCAGUCGCAGAAGCUAUCCCGCUCCUCCCCCGCCUCCGCGAAACCCUCGAGAGGCUCCGCGCGUGAGCAACCCGCGGCAGCAGAAGCCAUGGACUCGGCGUCGCUCCUGGAAGUGUUUCGCCGCGACCGCCGCCGCCUCCUGGGCUUCCUCCUUUCCGCCGGCGGCGGCCAUGGCCGCGCAGUAGACCUCUCCCGCGUCGAUCUCGACGCCGUCAGCACCGACUACGCCCUCGACUGCGUCGCCUCCGGUGCGCAGUUUGAUGCCUCAGAGGCCACCAGGAGGUACUUUGACGACAGGAGGUACCCGAUCAUGAUGGGCUCGCCAUCAAGGAACUCAUAUUUUCUUCUUUCAAGGCCAGAAGUCUCUGGUUCCCCUCCAAAGAAAGUAGCACCAGAUGUUCGACCCCAACCAGCUGCAAAAGAGAACUCAAGUAAACCAACAAAACCUAGCGAUUCUUUUAGAGUGGCGGUUAACAUUCCAGAAGCAUCCUAUGGUACGAAGGAUGCUAGUUUCGCAGAUAUGUGUCCUGAGCAAGUAAAGAAAAUGGAUAUUCUUUCUCUAGGUUUACCUAGAUUAAGCACAGAACUGUCUGAUGAUGAUCUAAGAGAAACAGCUUAUGAGGUCCUUAUUGCUUCUCUAUUUAUCAGUGGAAAAGUGUACUUCGAAGAGAAGAGAGAAAAGAAGCCUAAAUUCUUGAAGGGUCUAAGGUCAAAGACUGACGGAUCUAAUUCAUCACCCCAGAUGGAAAACUAUUACACCCACCAUCUUGAUUUGAUCCGAGUACAAAUGGAGGUAUCAGAAUCUAUGGAUACAUUGUCUAAGAGAGCUUUAAGACAGAGUAGUUUGAAGAUGGUGCAAGGACAACUUGAUGUGCCUUCCAUAUCAUUACAACUCUUAAGUUCUGUUGGCAAAUUUGAUUUCCCAACAGAAAGAUUGCGUGUACAAUGGCAGCGAAGACAGGCAAAUGUUCUAGAAGAGUUACUUAUCUUCUCAGCAUCUCGAGAGUACAGUAUGAGUGAAACAUUGCUGAUAGUUCUUGCUAAGCUAAAAGAUACAGAGGACUGGGUUGUAAGUGUUCCUGAUGGGCGUAUUGAGGUCUUGACUAUCAUUGAAAGAUUCAACACAAAACUAUCUGCAGCUCCAAAGAAGUUCGGCCUAAAAGACGAGACCUACCAUUGGACUCAGAGCUAUCAUUUUAAUUCUAGGCUAUAUGAGAAACUUCUUUGCAGUGUGUUUGAUAUUCUUGAAGAUGGACAACUUGUAGAGGAGGCUGAUGAAAUACUGGAAACAGUGAAGCUGACCUGGCCAAUAUUGGGCAUUACACAGCAGUUGCAUGACAUCCUUUAUGCUUGGGUGCUUUUCCAGAAGUUUAUUCAAACUGGGGAAAAUCUUCUACUAAAACAGAUAGGCCUUCAGAUACAGAAACUUCAAUUACAUAGCGAUGUUAAAGAAGUAGAGCUGUAUAUAAACAGCUUUAUUUGUUCUGUCGAAGGAUGUGGCAGCAACAGGUCUCUAAAUUUGGUCGACUGUGCCCUUCUUAAAAUAAACAUGUGGUGCCGCAGACAACUGGAGAAUUAUCACUUGUACUUCAGUCAGGCUAACUGUUCAAUCUUCAAGAGCAUGCUGAACUUGGUAUUACUUUCAGCAGCAAACCUCACUGAUGGUGAAGAAGAGAGCAUGCUCAUUGAGAUCCCGCUUAGCAGUACACCAGAAUCCACAUUGAUCCAUAUACUUGUUGUCAGAUCCAUUCAAGCUGCAUACAAGCAUGCCCUAAGUUCAGCAGAUGGCCAAUCAAAAGAAGACUUUAAGCAUCCAUUGAUUUUGCUUGCAAGUGAGCUAAAGCUGUUAGUGGAGAAAGAGUGCGCUGCAUUCAGCCCAAUACUUAACAAAUAUUAUCCUGAAGCUGGAAGAGUAGCGCUAACUGUAUUUCACCUACUGUAUGGCCAACAACUGGAGCUGUUCUUGGAAAGGGCAGAUCAUUCGGAAAGAUUUAAAGAGAUCCUGGGAGCAUCGAACAAUUUUGAGCUCUGUAUAGCUCAGAAGCUUUACUCGAUGUACGGAGAAGCUGUUGGGUCUUCAUUGUCCAACUUUCUAAAACCAUACAUGAUAGAUCGGUUUUCUUCACCCGUCAUUCUUCAAUGGCUGCAUGCUCAACAUGAGAAUGUUUUGGAGUGGACAAAACGUACUAUUGAGAUUGAGGAUUGGGAGCCUCUGUCAUCUCAUCAGAAACAAGCAACAUCUAUGGUUGAAGUCUUCCGGAUUGUAGAGGAGACCAUUGAUCAGUUUUUUAACUCAAGUCUACCUUUGGAUACUGUCCACUUGCGAAGUCUACUUAUAGGAAUCACUAGCAGCCUUCGAGUCUAUUUGCUUCACAUCGAAAGCCAACAAGUUCCUAGAGCUACCCUGCUUCCUACUGCGCCAGUCUUGACACGUUAUGCGGAAUCAAUUAAUCCAUUUGCAAGAAGGAAACUUAUUGAGCCUACAAUUUGUGAAGAAAAGGUGUCCAAUCAAUUGAAAAAAUUGACCGUGGCAAAAUUAUGUGUGAAACUCAACACCCUCCAGUACAUUAGGGAUCAACUUGAUAGCAUAGAAGAGGGCAUCAAACAAUCCUGGGUCCAUGUCCAGUCAGCUAUGGGGCUGUUAGACUACUUGUCUUAUAUGACUAGUGAAGGAGUUACUUCAAAAAAAUUGAAGCCAUCGGAUGAAUUGAUUGAUGAAUUAUUUACAAUAUUCGAUGAUGUGCGAAGGACUGCAGUGAAUACAACUGACACAAUCUUGAACUUCAUUGGAACAAGGGCUGUGUUCUGCGAUAUGAGGGAGUCGCUUCUUUUCUCCUUGUACCGUACUAGCGUUGCAGGUGCACGCAUGGAGAUUUUUAUCCCUACAAUUGAUCAGGUUCUUGAUCAGGUAUGUGAUCUAAUAGUUGAUGUGUUAAGAGACCAAGUUGUGCUGAAAGUUUUUCAAGCUUGCAUGGAUUCAUUUGGGUCGUACUGGAUGGAGGUCCAUCCCGCGCAUUUUUGGAGACAGAUGUGGACUUGAUGAAAGAUGAUCUGGCUAUGCUCAAGGAUCUCUUUAUAGCAGAAGGCCAAGGUUUACCAUCAGAUGUAAUUGAAAAGGAGGCUAAGCUAGCUCAGCAGAUCUUAGACCUCUAUGUGCUAAAGGCUGAUACUAUUAUUGAUUUGCUGAUGAAAGCAAGUGAACAUAUGUCCCACCAUCUUGAACCUCCAACUGCUCGAAGAAUAGAUGUACAUGAUGUCCACACCCUUCUUCGAGUUUUGUGCCAUAAAAAGGAUAGUGCUGCCUCUACAUUUUUGAAAAUCCAAUACCAUCUUCCUAGGUCUUCAGAUUAUGACGAUGUUCCUGUGAAGGAUGUGUCCUCUAGAGUACCUAUAUUAUUUUCAGACAUGCUGAAUAGAAGUACUUCAUUCAAUUGGUCGGAAACUGGACAGCAGAGUUUUAGGAUUAUGAAGAAGAAACUGCAAGAAGCUAAUUGGCAGUGAAACACGUCUUUGUUAGACAAAUCUGCUGAGUUUGUACAUAUCCUCUGCAGUAAGGAACAGAUCUCCUGGUUCCAAUGGAGACAAAGCAAAUUACUAUGCUUACACAGCUGCAAAGGAUGGGAGUAUAUGCUACUACCUCAUUUGAUGUCACCUGACAUUAAGCAACAUAUGAAGAUGCGAAGAAGCUUUAAUCGGUGACUUGAGGAGUAGGCAGAACUGGACUUCUACCUGAGAUCAACAUGAUCCAGCUAAAGAGAUGAAAAUUUGCCCUGGCAAGGAAAGAAGCAUUGCAGGAUAUAUUUUUCUAAUAGUAGUGUUAUGUCUUGGUCUUUCCAAAAAUCCAGCUACCACCUGCCAGAGCAUAAUUCUGCCACCUGUGCACAACUGAAACUCUGCUCAGAUAUAUGCACAUACCUUUGGUAUCACAGGUUCUAUACGUUCUCCGAAGGAAUCCGGCAGCACUUCAUGGGGAGCGACAACCGGCUCCGUUCAUGUGAACAUGAUUGGAAUUUGGAAAAAGAAGGGGUGGCGAUUUGACACCAAUCUUCUAAAUAUUGUAUAUCACCUUGAAAGUGGUGGAUUCGUACAGAUCAGCCAGUAUAGCCCCGUACAUAGUCCUAGUUGAGAAGGAAUUUCUUAACAAAAAGUAUCAAAAAGAAAUAUCUACAUCAAAAUUUGAAAUCAAUUAGUGUUUCCCGAACGAUGCACAUAUACACUUUUGUUAUGUAGGUACAAUAGGAGAUGUGCCGCUAAACUAAAAGGUUGGGACUUGUUGAAUGGCUCAAUUAGCGUUUCCAUUUCUUUCUUACACAAAACUGUACUCCAUCCGAUCUAUGACAAAUGUCGGCGAUUUAGUAUGAAGUUAGUAUAAUUUUGUACUAAAUUCCUAACACUUAUUACGGAUCAGAGAGCGCAGGUAACUUGGAAUUAUAUACUUGUUGUACACCAUGUGUUGCCAGAGCAAAAAAACUGAACAUUUUUCCC